AUGGCAGCAAGAAUGGCUUCUCCAGCUGUGGGACUCAGUCCGGCCUUCACCUUGAUUAGCGCGUCACAGCCAGCCCAGCGUCUGCGAGCUGCGCCAGCCCAGACGCCCGUACAGUCCACAGCUUCCGCAGGGAGGCCUUCCGGGAGCUUCCUCUUCAGCGCCUCAGCCUUCGGUGCUGCAGUGGCCUCCGGACUUCAAGCCAGUCGCUUCGGAAAAAGGCGCAGUGGCACGGUGUGCCGUGCAACGGCCGUUUUGAACAACGCAGAGAAGCUGGCGGUGCCUGCGAAAAUCCUCGACCAUGUUGACAUUUUCAUAUUCGACUGUGAUGGCGUGAUCUGGCGUGGAGACUCUCUUAUUCCAGGCAUUCCGCAGGUGAUUGCCAACUUGCGGGCUGAGGGCAAGAAGCUCUUCUUUGUGACAAAUAACUCGACCAAAAGCAGGGCAGGGUACAAGUCCAAGUUCACAUCCCUAGGCCUGGAUGUGCAACCUGAGGAAAUCUUCUCCUCAUCCUUCGCUGCUGCAGCCUACCUAGAACAAACGAACUUCAAGCAGACGGGCAAGAAGGUUUACAUCAUCGGCGAAAAGGGAAUCGGUGAAGAACUGGAUCUCGUGGGCGUCCCCUGGCUGGGCGCAGAGGCAGACAAGGAUCACCAGCCCAAUAUGGGCUCUGGUGGCAGGGUGGAGGUAGACCACAACGUGGGUGCAGUGGUGGUUGGCUUUGACCGGCACAUCAACUACUACAAGCUGCAGUAUGCCCAAUUGUGCUUGAACGAGCUGCCAGGAUGCGAGUUCAUCGCCACGAAUUUGGACCGUGUGACCCACCUCACCGAUGCGCAGGAGUGGGCUGGAAAUGGAACCAUGGUCGGAGCUGUUUCCGGAUGCACUGGCCGGGAGCCUACAUUGGUGGGCAAGCCGGCCCCACUCAUGAUUGAUUACAUCUCCAAGAAGUACGGUAUCACGGACCGGUCUCGCAUCUGCAUGGUCGGCGACAGGUUGGACACGGACAUCGCUUUCGGCCGCAACAACGGACUGAAGACCUGUUUGACUCUUUCCGGCGUGACUUCUGAGGACGAGCUGAUGGACCGCGUGCCUCGCAAGAAGGGAACGGAAGGCAUUCAACCCGAGUUCUAUGUCGAGACAAUCAACGACUUCUACCCUGGAGUUGCGAGGUGA
Symbiodinium natans is the source of this 1173-nucleotide messenger RNA. The record is from the annotation of a GenBank genome assembly. Lineage: Eukaryota; Dinophyceae; Suessiales; Symbiodiniaceae.